Molecule: messenger RNA, 5082 nt
Organism: Mobula hypostoma (lesser devil ray)
Lineage: Eukaryota; Metazoa; Chordata; Chondrichthyes; Myliobatiformes; Myliobatidae
Gene: smpd3
Product: sphingomyelin phosphodiesterase 3
Exons: 8
Coding region: 621-2600 (659 amino acids)
Biological process (GO): sphingomyelin metabolic process
Cellular component (GO): cytoplasm; extracellular region
Molecular function (GO): sphingomyelin phosphodiesterase activity
Source: RefSeq, a predicted model, not a curated record
CAACCAGAAACAAGCCGAAUUUAACACAGAUUAUAUUCUAGCACUGGUACAGAAAUUGCCAGCUGUGACCGCAAUUUUAAUCCCCGCUAAUUAUACAACGGGGCGGUAGUGGAAGAAAUAUUUGGAGCUGAUUUAUCGCCACAAAAAGUAUGAUUGUGGUUGACUCUGAGCUGAAUCAAAUAAAUCUGUAGCAGAAUUUCGAAGUACAGCCGUAGUCUGUUUGGCUCUUACCAAACAUAUAUAAUUAUAGUAGCAACUGGGUUUCUUCUACAUUCAGACGGUUUAUAACACAGCGGCCGGACCGAAGACUUGGUUCUUCACGAGGUGCUUUCCUGCUGCCGUUCUGAAGGACGAGGUUCUGUGCUGAAGUAUGUCCCAUGGACGUUGGAUGGAUCAGCAGGGAAAGACCCAGAUGGAACCCUUGUACGCCACUUUCUGAGACGCAGCAGAUUAAACACUGCCACUUUUCCUUCAUCAUUUGCCCUUGAAAUGAGGAUGGUGAAGACGUCUCCCAGAUGAUUAACCACAUGGUCAUCUGAGACACCCAUAGACCUCCUGAAGACAGUGAUGGCUCUGGCGUGAUGUAGGAGCUGGUAGCCUACAACCAUCACUCAUUUGCCAUGGUUUUGUACACAUCUCCUUUUCCAAAUUCCUUCCUACAGACCCUUCACUCCCUGUCCUGGGGGCUCAUAUUUCCCUGCUACUGGUUCGCCGACCGAUUGUUGGUGUCCUUUUUGCCCACCACCUACGAGAAGCAUCAAAGGGGAGAUGAUCCAUGCUACCUAAGGGCACUCUGCCUUACCAUUGUCACCCCCAUCUGCCUGGCCUUGCUGCUCGCCUCCCUGCCAUUCGCUCUGGUCGGCUUCGUCAUCUGGGUCCCUCUCCAGUCUGCCCGCAGGCCCUACAUCUACUCCAGAUUUGAGAACGGCUCCGACAGCGGUGGGGGCAUGGGGCCAGGCAGCUGGAAGGCUCUGGGCAGCAGAAGCUUCUGUUUCGCCACGGCCAAUGUCUGCUUUCUGCCUGAUUCCCUGGCCCGGUUAAACAACCUCUCCAACACCCAGCUGAGGUCCUGCGAGGUGGGCAAGAGGAUCCGCAACGGUGCCAGUCGGCCCCAGAUUAAGAUCUACAUCGACUCCCCGACCAACACGUCCAUCAGUGCUGCAAGCUGGAGCAGCCUGGCCUGCCCUCAGCCCGGCGAGAACAGCCGGCCAAGUAGCGCCAGCAUCAAGCGGACUUCCUCCAUGGAUUACAAAGGGGACAACUUCAUUGGAAACUGCAGCGAGGAUGGCAAGGACUACAAGCUGAGCUGGGAGCAGAGUGAUGGAGACAGUAAGUCCUGCAUCGUCCUCAUCUGCAGCGAGGAGGCGGCUCCCUUGCCCGGCACGGAGGUGGACGUCUGCACUGUACAGGUGACAGUAACUGAGCCCGCGGGGCAGCAGGGCGAGGCUGAACUUGAGAACCAGAAUGACCAGACACAGAACCACCAGCAGAGAGAAGGGGACAGGAAUAGCCUGGACAGCAACACCGCUUCCAGGGAAUCCCUGAUCAAAUUCAGGAUCACUGACGGGAGCACGGAGAGCGGUGCCGCCCCCAACAACAAGUUUGUCCACAAGCCCUCCGUCAUGAAGAAGUCCUCUCUGAAGAAGAAGAGGCAUCAGGGCGAGACAUUUGACCACGAGCUCUCAGCUUUCUUCCCCGCCAACCUGGACUUUCUCUGCCUGCAGGAGGUCUUCGAUAAGCGAGCGGCGGCGAAGUUGAAAGCGCAGCUGAACCCGUACUUCCAGUACGUGUUGUACGACGUGGGGAGCUAUGCCUGGCAAAGCUGCUGCAGUUUCAAGUUUUUAAACAGCGGCCUCUUUUUUGCAAGCCGUUACCCGAUUUUGGAUGUUGAAUUUCAGUGCUAUCCCAAUGGGAAAGGAUCGGACUCGCUGGCAGCCAAGGGAGCCCUGUUUGUGAAGGUGCACGUUGGAAACACCGCUCAGGACCAAAGAAUUGUGGGAUAUGUUUCCUGCACGCACCUGCAAGCUCUGUCAGGAGAUACUGCCAUUCGCUGUGAACAGAUGGACCACCUGCUGAACUGGCUGGCCGAGUUCCGAAAAUCUACCUCUUCACCCAGCACGGAAGAGCUGCUGGCGUUCGAUGUCCUGUGUGGGGAUCUCAACUUUGAUAACUGCUCCUUGGAGGACAAGUUGGAACAGCAGCAUUCUCUCUUCACCCAGUACAAGGAUCCCUGCCGCCUGAGCCCUGGAGAGGAACAGCCUUGGGCGAUUGGUACACUGAUGGACCCAGAAGGACUCUAUGAUGAAGACACCAUCACACCGGAUAAUCUGCAGAAGGUGCUGGAGAGCGAAGAGGGUCGCAGGGAAUACCUGGUGUUCUCCCACUGCAAGAACCAGCUGUCCUCUCAGAGAGGGAGGAAAGGGCCACUGAAAGGCUGCGGGCGGAGGAUCGACUAUGCUCUGUACUCUGAGGAAGGCCUGAACCCUGACUGGAAAGUGGAGGUGGAGGAGUUCAGCUUUGUCACCCAGCUGGCUGGCCUGACCGAUCACCUGGCUGUGGCCAUGCGUCUCUCAGUGUCCAUCAGAGAUGAGGACCCUUGACUUCCAGAGGAAGAAGAAACCAUUGGAGAAGGUGGUAUCUUUGUGGGAAUGAGACCCCUCAUUUUCUGGCUCACAGAUAAAGAAGACAUCCAAGCUGACUAGGCCUGAGGCAUCCUACUUGAUUUGUCUAUAGAAAUGAUUAGAAGGUGGCCUAGAGGGCAACAAUCAAUGUUGGUUAUUUCCGUGCUCUACGGCAGAGGGCAGAGGCCUUCUUGUGGACUCCCGGAAGAGUGGAAACUGAAGCUGACGUGGAUAUUUCACACUGCCUUGGACUGGUGCCACUCUUGAGGUGUCCCCUCUCCUUUUUAUGAACUGCCUAGCACAACUUUAGAUUUUGACAAGUCCAUGAGUCGUUGAUGUGGUUUUUUUCUGCAGAACCCUUUGUACAACUUUUAAUGAAUCUGACGAUUUUUGUUUGCCUUUCAAUGCGUUUGGCAGUGACAUCUUCGGUGUUAGUGCGUGUCCUGUUCCCAACAUUGUGUUAGUGCAUGUCCCAUCGUUGAAAGAGUGUGUGUGUGUGUGAGAGUGAGAGUGAGAGUGAGAGUGAGAGUGAGAGUGAGAGUGAGAGUGAGAGUGAGAGCGAGAGAGAGAGAGACAGAGACAGACACCAACAGCAGACAGGGAUACGCAGUUAGUUGCUGAGCUACAGCCCUGGGCAUAUUCUGCUGCUCCCACCACAGCCUUGUUGACAAGCCAACGUGGGCCCUGCAAAGGGAAGGUUAACGUGUCCCAUCAUCUCCACCUACACGUUGUGUUUCUGCACACUUUGUGGAGGGCUAAGUUGCUGACCGAGCUGAAGAAGAACCACUAUCCCUUUGGAUCUGGUGCAGAAAGUUGCUUUGUGAUCACCAGCAUCAGUUCUGAGUCACAGCUCAGAGGAAAGGACCCAACCAGCUUGUCAGUUCUGCCAGGAAUAAAUCUGUGGCAGCCUUUUAUUUGCAGGCAUUUGUUGAGGGAUCUUCGAAUGACACUGGUCACCCGUCACCCACCCCACCCGACUUAUGCAUCAGAUGAAGCCAAGGGCUACAUCUGAUGGUAACUAUCGCACUGUGAGCACUGGAGAGUCUGUCAGAGGAAUGUGAGUGGUUUUCCCCGGUGGGAGAGUCACAGACAAAGAGGUAGAGCUGUAAAAUAAGAGGCUUAUCAUUUAAAACUGAGGUGCAUAACUUCCUUCAGUGGGCAGUGAAUCACUGGAAUUCUCUGCACUGGGGGAGGUGGAAGCCGGAUUAUUUGAUUAAGGUGGGAACAGAUAAGUAUUUGGAAGAUCAAGAAACUGAGGGUGAUGGGGAACUAGCACAGAGAAGGAGCUGAGGCCAGCAUGGGUCAGCGAUGGCCAUAUUGAAUGGUGGGGCAGGCUUGAGGGACCUGGUAGCCCACUGCUACUGCCAGAUGACUAUUUCAAUCAAUGGUGCCAACCACACAAAGUGUAGGAGAGAGGGAAAGCACUGUGGACCCUGUCUGGAGAAGGCUUAGUUAACCCAGGUAUUGUGACCUCCUCCUGUGGCCAAGGGCAAGGUUUUGUAGACUUACAUUGCUUAACAGGUCAGGCACAAACCAGAUAACCAAUGAGAGGAAGGGGAGGGUUGGAAUUGUGACCAUGGCACAAACACUAAUGGGAUUUGCACUAUUGCAGGAUUGUUACAGGGGGAGGGGAGGAGGAAACUGAAGACCACGUCCAUAAGAUGCAAGAGCAGAAUGAGGCCAUUCAACCCAUCAAUCCUGCUCUGCCAUUCCAUCAUGGCUUAUUUAUUAUCCCCCUCAACCACGUUCAUCUGCCUUCUCCCCGUUGCCUUUGAUGCCCUGACUAAUCAAGAACCUAUCAACCUCUGCUUUAAAUAUGCCCAAAGACUUGGACUUCACAGCCAUCUGCUGCAAUGAAUUCCACAGAUUCACCACCCUCUGGCUAAAAAAAAUCCUUCUCAUCUUUAUUCUAAAUAGAACAUAGAACAUAGAUUAGUACAGCACAGUACAGGCCCUACGGCCCACAAUGUUGUGCCGACCUUCAAACCCUGCCUUUCAUAUCAGCCCCCAACUUAAAUUCCUCCAUAUAGCUGUCCGGCAGUCUCUUAAACUUCACUAGUGUAUCUGCCUCCACCACUGACGCAGGUACCAACCACUCUCUGAGUAAAAAACCUUCCUCUAAUAUCCCCCUUGAACUUCCCUCCCCUUACCUUAAAGCCAUGUCCUCUUGUAUUGAGCAGUGGUGCCCUGGGGAAGAGGCACUGGCUAUCCACUCUAUCUAUUCCUCUUAAUAUCUUCUAUACCUCUAUCAUGUCUCCUCUCCAAAGAGUAAAGCCCUAGCUCCCUUAAUCUCUGAUCAUAAUGCAUACUCUCUACACCAGGCAUCAUCCUGGUAAAUCUCCUCUGUACCCUUUCCAAUGCUUCCACAUCCUUCCUAUAGUGAGGCCACCAGAACUGGACACAGUACUCCAAGUGUGGCCUAACCAGAGUUUUAUAAAGCUGCAUCAUUACAUCGCGACUC